This is a messenger RNA of Neltuma alba, 3501 nucleotides long. Its product is annotated as pentatricopeptide repeat-containing protein At4g19440, chloroplastic. The record is from RefSeq and is a predicted model, not a curated record. Gene Ontology annotation, molecular function: protein binding. The transcript is spliced from 2 exons. NCBI's taxonomy places the organism in Eukaryota, Viridiplantae, Streptophyta, Magnoliopsida, Fabales, Fabaceae. The coding region runs from base 160 to 2646 and encodes 828 amino acids.
UUUCUCCUCCCUCAUCGCUCUGUGGCAAGAGAAGCUCUUUCACAUCCUUUCUCCUGAGGCAGGGCAAAGCUGCUGAGGUCAUGGCUUCCGCUUCUGAUUCAUUAUAAAACCAUUGGAUAUUUUCAUGAAACCCACAGAUUCCGAACAUUGCGUUGUUCAAUGGAUUUGAGAAGGCUUUCAAGAACUAUACGUUCUUCUUUCUUGUCACGCAUCUCGCGCCCCUUGAGCGGGGUAGCAUCAACCGACAAUAGCCUUCCUCCAUCUCCGCCUUUAAAGCCUCAGAGUCAUUCAUUACCUUCUUCUGAGCAGAGUCUGCAUGAUUUGGUGCAUUCUAUUCUCUCCAGCAAGGUUCUGGAUUCUUCUACUUGUGAAGCUUUGAUACCCCGCUUGUCACCUCUUGAAUUUGAUCACUUAUUCUUUACUAUUAAAUCCAAUGUGAACCUCAAAACAACUCUUCACUUCUUUCAUUUUGCUGCCGAUUCUUUUAAGUUUCGGUUCAUGGUUCGGUCAUACUGCCUUUUGGUUCGUUUACUUCUGUCUUCGAACCUUUUAUCGCCCGCAAGGUUGCUUUUAAUCCGUUUGAUUGAUGGGAACUUGCCCACUUUGUUUUGUGACCAUGAUAAUAGGCACAUUGAGAUAGCUGCUUCCAUAUUGGAGUUAAAUGCUGUCACAGAAAAAAAUCACGAUGGAUUGGAUUUGUUGAUUCAUGUUUUCUGCACCCAAUUCAAGAAUACGGGUCUUCAUUCUGCUGUUGAUAUAUUUUAUUUAUUCUGGAGAAAGGGGAGGUUUCCAUCUCAGAAAACUUGCAAUUUGUUGUUGACCGCAUUAUUGAAGGCUAAUGAACUUCCAAAGUGUUACGAAGUGUUUGAAGCUUAUUGCCGACGUGUUUUACCUGAUGUUUACACGUAUACUACUGCAAUCAAUGCAUUUUUUAAAGGAAGCAGGGCAGAGGAUGCAAUUGGUUUGUUUUUUAAAAUGGAGGAGAUUGGUCAAUCGCCUAAUGUUGCCACCUACAAUAUCAUGAUUGAUGGGCUCUGCAAGAGUGGUAGAUUAGAAGAGGCAUUUCGAUUUAAAGAAAGGAUGGUAAAAAGCAAUGUGAGUCCAAGUCUUAUAACAUAUAGUGUACUUCUCAAUGCUUUGAUGAAGCUGGGGAAAUUUGAUGAAGCAAAUUACCUUUUGGUGGAAAUGUCUGCAAGUGGCUUUACUGCUAAUGUAUUCAUUUAUAACACGCUAAUUGAUGGAUGCUGCAGGGAGGGAAAUAUGAGUGAGGCACUAAGGAUCAAUGAUGACAUGUUAUCUAAGGGCAUAAGACCCAAUUCUGUUACUCUUAAUACUCUUUUACAAGGUUUUUGUAGAACUAAUCAAAUGGAACAAGCUGAGAAAAUAUUAGAGGAGAUAUUAUCCAGUGGGUUAUGUAUUAACCAGGAUGCAUGUUUUUUUGUUAUUCACUGGCUAUGUAAGAAAGCGAGGUUUGAUUCUGCCCUCCGAUUUGUUAGAGAGUUGUUGUUUAGGAAUAUCAAGCCUAGUGAUAGCUUGCUUACCGUAUUAGUCCAUGGACUUUGUAAGUGUGGAAAACAUUUAGAGGCUAUUAAGCUUUGGUUUAGCCUUGCAGAUAAAGGCUUUGCAGCCAAUACUAUUACCUCAAAUGCUCUUCUUCAUGGACUUUGUGAACAAGGGAACAUGCACAAGGUUGACAUGACACUCCGAAAGAUGCUUGAGAGGGGUUUGGUGUUGGACAGGGUCUCAUACAACACUCUCAUUUUUGGCUGUUGCAAAGGUGGGAUGGUCGAACAUGGUUUCAAGCUUAAAGAAGAGAUGGCUAAGCAAGGAAUCCAACCAGAUAUACAAACCUACAAUUGUAUAAUGAAGAGUUUGGUUGAUGUGGGUAAAAUGGAUGAUGCUAAUAAGCUUUUGCAUGAAGGCCAGCAAAAGGGAUUGGUUCCUAAUAUCUAUACAUAUGCAUUGAUGAUUAAAGGAUAUUGCAAGUCUGACAGAAUUGAAGAUGCUGUAAACUUAUUCAAUGAGUUAGUUAAUAACAAGAAAGUAGAACUAAAUUCUGUUAUUUUUAACAUACUUAUAGCAGCCUAUUGUCGAAUUGGUAAUGUGAUAGAAGCCAUCAAACUUCGUGAUGCCAUGAAAAGUAGGGGUAUUUCACCAACAUGUGCCACAUAUUCUUUGCUAAUACAUGGAAUGUGCAAUAUUGGCUGUCUUGACGAGGCAAAAGAAAUUUUUGAAGAAAUGAGAAAAGUUGGCUUGUUGCCAGAUGUUGUAUGUUAUACUGCGCUUAUUGGUGGUUACUGCAAGCUUGGCCAGAUGGAUAGAGCGGUGAGUGUUUUGCUUGAAAUGUCUGCAAACAAUGUACAUCCCAAUAAAAUUACAUACACUGUUAUAAUUGAUGGGUAUUGCAAAUUGGGCAAUAUGAAAGAAGCAAAUGAGAUUUUAGGUACGAUGACAGUAAAUGGAAUAACACCAGAUACUGUCACUUAUAAUGCAUUGGUAAAUGGGCAUUGCAAGGAAAGGAAACUACAAGAAGCCUUUCAACUGUGUGAUCACAUGUCUGGUGGUGGAUUAUCAUUAGAUGAAAUUACAUAUACCACAUUGGUUCACGGGAUGCAUCCUCCUUCAAAACUUAACAUUCAAGAGUAAUUAGGAAGCUUCUCAGAGUUGGUUGAUACAAUGAAUCCUGGGGUCGAUACUGCCAUAAUCAUGUUCAACCUCAGCAUCUACUGAAGAUGAAGGUUUACGCUUGAUAUCUGGACAUGUGGGUUAAAGGCAACAACUAAGGCAGCAUGCUCUUUCCUCAGAUUCCUGAUUGAAGGCUAAACUUUGAACUUUAGAGGGAAAUUAAAUUGUUGAGUAUACGAGGACUGCCAGUACAGCAAUGAUUUUCUCGCUCCUUAACCAGUUACCAGGUUGUGGUCUUCUGUUGGUCCUUGAUUGGAAUAUGUUUGUAUUUCUAUGGUUUGUAGAUUUAUUGCUGUGGUUUUACUUCUUGUGUGCAGGCAUUUCGGAAACGAAGUGACAUGGCCAAGUAUCAAAUGGACAACUCUAAUUUUUACUAAUUUUUGUCCAGUGAGUGUCUCAUAGCGUCUUAAGUUUUACUAACUUUCAUCUUGCGAGAGUCCCAUGAUGGAAUUAUUUUCCCCAUACAGGAGCCUUCUGUCAACUACAGUUGAUGCUAAAAGACUUUAAAGUAAUCAAAUGACCUGAAUCUGCCGUUAGAUAUAGCAUUGGAGACUUGAAGAAGCCAAAAGGGGACUUACUUUCUUGCCUGAACCUGUGAAAUGUGGGGCAACCUCUCUUCCCCCCUUGGAUUGUUUAUGUUUUAUUCUACUUUGGACAUAUUAACAUAUUUUAAUGAUAAUUUAAAAUUCCGAGAGUCUAGAGUCCAACUAACUAAGGCCUAGUACAUCUAACAUCUGCGGUUAGAAUAAGUUAUUGUUCCCUGAAUAAAUAUGACAACUUUAUUUUCUUGAAUAUUUAUUUUGAUGGUCUUGUGUA